Carlito syrichta (Philippine tarsier) is the source of this 1237-nucleotide messenger RNA. RefSeq names its product solute carrier family 35 member G1 (gene SLC35G1). Gene Ontology annotation, cellular component: plasma membrane; endoplasmic reticulum membrane. NCBI's taxonomy places the organism in Eukaryota, Metazoa, Chordata, Mammalia, Primates, Tarsiidae. The record is from RefSeq and is a predicted model, not a curated record. Bases 1 to 1110 code for a protein of 369 amino acids. The transcript is spliced from 3 exons. Gene Ontology annotation, biological process: regulation of cytosolic calcium ion concentration; calcium ion export across plasma membrane.
AUGAGGGGCACCGCCGCCCCUUCUUGCGCGGCUGGGGCUACGAGGACUUUCUUAGCCACCGGCGCGAAACGAGGCGUGCCUGGUUUAAGGGGGCGCGGCCGCGUCCCCGCAGCCGGGGACCCGGCGAGAAGAACCCUUCGUCUUGUUCGGCCCUCCCCUCCGACGCGUGAGCAGAGCGAGGCCCAGGAAGAAGCCAAGAAGAAAGCGCCCUGUCCUGGACUUGGCUUGUUUUACACAUUAUUGUCUGCCUUCCUUUUCUCAGUGAGCUCUUUAUUUGUUAAAAAAGUGCAAGACGUCCAUGCUGUAGAGAUUAGUGCGUUUCGAUGUGUGUUCCAAAUGCUAGUUGUUAUCCCUUGCAUAAUAUACAGAAAAACGGGGUUCAUAGGCCCCAAAGGCCAACGAGUUUUCCUCUUUCUCAGAGGAGCCAUUGGUUCCACCGCCAUGAUCCUUAUAUACUAUGCUUUCCAGACCAUGUCCCUCGCGGAUGCCACCGUUAUCACGUUUAGCAGCCCGGUGUUUACGUCUCUGUUUGCUUGCAUAUUCCUCAAGGAAAAGUAUAGCCCUUGGGAUGCACUUUUCACCGUGUUCACCAUCGCUGGAGUCACCCUUAUUGUGAGGCCACCAUUUCUGUUUGGCUCGGACACUUUGGGGAUGGAAGUAAGCUAUUCAGCCCACCUGAAGGGCACGUUGGCCGCCAUCGGACACGCUGUGCUUGCCGCAGUGACUCUGAUUAUCCUAAGGAAAAUGGGGAAGUCCGUGGACUACUGCCUGAGCAUUUGGUAUUAUGUCAUCCUCGGCCUCCUGGAAUGCAGCAUCGUGCUCUCUGUUCUGGGAGAGUGGCGUCUGCCUUACUGUGGCCUGGACAGGCUCUUUCUCAUACUGAUCGGGCUCUUUGGCUUGGGGGCCCAGGUGUUUCUCACGAAAGCUCUCCAAAUAGAAAAAGCUGGGCUCGUAGCAAUCAUGAGGACGAUGGAUGUGGUGUUUGCUUUUAUCUUGCAGAUUAUUUUCUUUAAUAGUGUGCCCACGUGGUGGACGGUGGGUGGCGCGCUCUGCGUAGUAGCCAGUAACACGGGCGUAGCCAUUCGGAAAUGGUACCAGACUUCCAAAUGAAGCCUUGGUGCUGAAAUGUCUAUUUUUUUUUUCAAGUACAUCAUCACCCAGCACACCACACUACACCCACACACCUGGAACUCUGCAUUUACUUCAUUGAUUAUAUUUAAUAAAUUUCAUGAAUAAA